Dreissena polymorpha is the source of this 3975-nucleotide messenger RNA. RefSeq lists its product as uncharacterized. Gene Ontology annotation, molecular function: ubiquitin protein ligase activity; zinc ion binding. The record is from RefSeq and is a predicted model, not a curated record. Bases 176 to 2029 code for a protein of 617 amino acids. Gene Ontology annotation, biological process: protein polyubiquitination; proteasome-mediated ubiquitin-dependent protein catabolic process. The transcript has 3 exons. NCBI's taxonomy places the organism in Eukaryota, Metazoa, Mollusca, Bivalvia, Myida, Dreissenidae.
UUACAUGUAUACAGUUGGCACAGCAAAUCGUUUGGUAGAUGCAAUCUUUUUAAACCCAUUGAAGAAAGUCUGUGUUUCGUUGUGAGGUAUUCUGUUGUCAGACUGUGUAAAGUCAGCGAAAAUUUGAAGUACUUCAUAUUUUUUAUUGAAACUGUUUUAAAAACUGUGAUGCUAAAUGGAGAAUCAUCGAAAAUCGUCUUUUGGUGCAAUUGGUAGAACCUUUCUUUGUAUAUCGUGCAAAGAAAGGGAUAGAUUGGAACUUGCACAAUGUUACUGUGAAACGUGUGUGAAGUUUUAUUGUGGGCAAUGUGCUUUCCACCAUGAUCAAUUGUUUAAUAAACAUAUAAAGUAUGGAAGGCAAGAAAGUAUGAACUGGCCGGUUUCAAAUGAUUUGAAGUCUUUUAUGGAUUUAUUACAACUAUGUGAAAAACACACAAAUAAACGACUUCGCUUUUUUUGCGAUGAUCAUACUCAGCUGUGCUGCUCUACGUGUGUUAUCUCAAGUCACAGAAAAUGCGUAAGAGUUAGUCUAAACUCAGUCGAGCAACCAUUGGUCGACGUGACGCAACUAUUUGUGAAGCUUCGGACUAUUCCGGUAAAACUGAAGGAGCUUCAUACAUACUGUGAGUCCAGCCUCAAGGAUCUGAAGUUUUUAUUCCAUCAACAAGAAAAGAAGGUUUGGGAAAUGCAUACAAAAAUAUAUACCACUUUAAACAAAAUUGAAAAGCGCACUUUGAAUAAAACGCCUCAAAAUAUGACAGACAUGGUAAAACAUAUGCACCGGGAAAUACGUUCUGCUUUAGACAAGAUUGAGGAAAUCACUUUGAAAGAAACAAAAGAGACACUGUCAAACCUUCAAGUUUCUCUCAAUACAUAUGCUGAUACAUGCAUCAGGAUUCAUAUUGAAUUGAAACACCUACAUGAAGCUUUAGAAUACAGCAAUAUUAUAAACCAGACGAAACUCAGCUUUAUAACCAGAUGGAAAUGCACGGAGAUAAUAAAACAGGUUGAAUCAGACUUAAACGAGAAUUUAGUUAAACUUGAAAGUUCAUUAUUAAACCAAACUAUAAAGGACACUCAGCAGCACCUCUACAAGUUAUCGCGUCUAUGGAGAUCGGUAGAGAAUGUCGAGGCAGAAAGAAACCAGUAUAACAGCGACAUUUACCAGUACUUGUCUAGACUGUCGGGACUAGGUAGUAUUGUACUCAAUAACUAUGCUUUCUCUGUGAAAGGUAAGUCUGAGUACAAUAUGAGAAAAUCACGUGAUUUAGACAGAUGCUGGAUUAGUGGCAUCUGUACUCUGCCUAAUGGACACACCCUGGUUGCAGACUGGACUAAUAAUAAAGUGAAACUGCUGGAUCAGCAUUGCAAAGUCUUGAGUUACUGUUCAGUGGCUAAUUUUCCACGGGACAUUUGUCCGAUCACAGUCAGUAAAACUGUUGUAACUGUGAAUGACGAUGACAGAAACAGGCACGAUGCCCAGUUUAUAAAAGUCAAAAAGGGGAAACUGAUGACAGGGAGAAAAAUUCAAUUACAGCAUGUAUGUAAAGGAAUAGCCCACCAUCAGGGAGACCUGUUUAUUACGUCUGAUACUGCAGUAUAUAAAUACACAUUGGACGGGAACCUUGUCAGUAAAUUGUACGAAGAUACAUCAGAUAGUCGUACAGUGUUCAAAUGUGCUGUGAGUCCCAAAGGGGACAUAUUGUAUAUUACAAACUACCAUCAGGACAAACUCCUCACUCUGGCAAAAGAUGGAACAUUCCUGGCUACCUUCAGUGACCCUGAACUACGACAACCACGUGGUGUACACGUUACACCUGCAGGUCAGGUAUUGGUUUGUGGAAUGGGGUCCCACACUAUCAUACAGGUGGACAGUCAGGGCAAAAGAAAGCUUGCUACUUUAGCUACCAUGAAGGAUGAACUUUUGGGCCCAUACUCAGUCUGCUUUAACAGCAAUACAUCCACAAUCAUUGUGGGUCAGUAUAAUUGCGAUGGAUGCAACAAUAUCAUUGUAUUCUAUGUGCAAUAAUUUAUAUUAACAGGUUAUAAACAUGUAAUUAAAUUUACAUUUGUUGUGCAUCAAAAGUGUUUUGUGUGUUAUCUUACACAGCACGAAUAUUGUUGUAAUAAAAGAUACAAGUACAGUUUGCUUUUAAACCGUAACGUUUUUUUUCAUGUGAAUUAUGACUAAUAAUAUCAUAUUAUGUACAUAGUCACAGAUAUAUAUGGUACUUAUUAUAGCAUAUGUUUCUAAUUAAAUGUGUAACUGUACACUUACAGUAUUAUAUUUUUCUACAUAAAUACAUUUAUAUUUUAUAACUACUUGAAACGGCGAUCAUAUUUUGUAAUAUAAUUAGAAGUUUUAAUUGUAAUGAAUGGUUUAAUUUUCUUUUUUUGUGAAUCCAAAGUGUUUUGUGUGAUAUCUUUCACUGCACGAAUGCCAUGCGGCUACACAAUAAAAGACAAAAUUACAUCGAUACAUUUUUAAACGAUAUUGCCUGAAUUGUUAUAUAUAUGCAUUUAGUUUCGACAUGCUAUAGUAAGACUCUGUGAAACCAGGUUAAUUUGAGCGCUGUUGAUGAGGUUGCGAAGAGAAUUUGAUUGUCAGCCUAUCAUACAAAAAAGCUUGAGUUCGUCGUAGGGACUUGUUCACGGAUUUUAGCAUGUUUCGAAGUUUGAAAUUAAAUGUUUUAAAUUGAUAAAUAUAAACAGUGGAAUUAAAGAGCGCCAGUAUAAAACAAAACUAAAAAUAAAGAAAGUAAUCGACAACUGGGCUCGAACCACUGACUCUUGGAGUUAAAGUCUAGCACUUAAACCACUCGGCCAUCCGUGCUGUUUUAAUCACAGACUGAGGUAUUUUAUACCAAAUAUAAACAAUACUUGUAAUGUUACAUAUACAACGAAAACAACAUAACUCUCCAAAUUAUCCAAUCGUUUCGCGUUUGUAACUCUUUAUAAUUUUCCGAUUUUUAAAUCGUCAAAAGAUGCAUAUAAUACAUAUUUUAGAGCACACUUAAUGUUCAAUAUUACAAUUUCCUUUAAAAAAAAAACAUAAUUUUAACUAAAAUUUGGAAAUCUGAAACCUUUUUUCUUCAUUUUUUUUCAAGUUAUCAAAACGAGAACACAGUUCCCUUUAAAAACGUUAUGUAAACCAAAGCAAAGAUAAUACGCGAUUGAUGUUUUCAUAAUAUUGUUGGUAGGUAAUCCCCCAGGGGGAUAAUCCAUUAAAUUGUGAAUAACUUUUACUGGUAGUAAUUAUGUUUUAUAUUUUUUGUAAGUAAAAAGAUUUAUUUUAGCUUCCUUUGAUUGGCUCACCUUUAAAGAUAGAUAAACUACACCUUGACAUAAGUCUGCUGGGUAUUCAGAUAAGUUUGUGUUAUUGCUUAUUUAUAACUAAAUCGGUGCUUUUAUGUUGAAGGAUGAUUUAAUUGAUUUUGCACUUUUAUUAUUUUGGCCACGAGAUUUUUUUAUUUGUUCUGAUGUUAAAUGGCGGGGUUUAUUUUGUUGUUGGUAAAUUCAUACUUUAUAUCGGCAUACAUUGUUUCAGCUAACUGUUUAUUUUAUUUGCGUGAUUUGUUCACUUAAUAGAAUAUUUAAAUUUGUAUAAAGGUUAUCAUGUCAGUUUGUAAUCACUUUUAAAACGCCUGAAUAGAUUUCCUAAAUUGAUUAUGAUUUUAUUUUGCCGUAAUUUUUAAGUUAAAUCAAGAGCCCUCGGACAGGUUGUAAUUUGCUUUGCUUUCUUUCUUGUAGAAUUGUAAAGCGCUCACAUUUUUAACAAACUGAUUUUUUUCAUCUGUUAAACCUUUAUUUAACGACCCAGUGUGAUGUCUUUGUGUUUGUGUGACAAUCCCUAUCAAACCAUUUGGUGAGUGUUUUUUUUCUUUUUAAUUUGUAUUUUGUUUACGUUUGUUGUUGUUUUUCUGAAUAUUUGUGAGAAUGGUCAUAUAUGAAAUUAGAAAUACAUCUUACACAUUA